Molecule: messenger RNA, 1279 nt
Organism: Perca flavescens (yellow perch)
Lineage: Eukaryota; Metazoa; Chordata; Actinopteri; Perciformes; Percidae
Gene: nucks1a
Product: nuclear casein kinase and cyclin-dependent kinase substrate 1a
Exons: 8
Coding region: 302-1216 (304 amino acids)
Biological process (GO): interstrand cross-link repair; double-strand break repair via homologous recombination
Cellular component (GO): cytoplasm
Molecular function (GO): single-stranded DNA binding; double-stranded DNA binding
Source: RefSeq, a predicted model, not a curated record
CCCACCCCCUCAAGGCCGCGGGGUUUGGUUGCACACAGGCUGCAGUUUCAGUUUGUUUUAUUCACCAUUUUGAGUAGCUGAAGGUAAAAAAAAAUUAAGAAUAUUUGCGUUUGGAGGACAAGUCGCUGCCGUACUUUUAUUUUCACGCGCUAGCUCGGACGGUGGAGUUGUGCGCCAACCUCGCUCCCCUCGGUGUUUUGCAGAGCGGGAAUCUAUAUUUCUUUUUUUUUUUUUUUUUUUCCCUGUGCUUUUUCUUCUCCCCCCUUUCUUACAUCCUUAACCUCUACAGUAUUCCUGCAAAAUGUCAAGACCAGUGCGGAACAGGAAAGUGGUGAACUACUCGCAAUUCAACGAGUCUGAUGAUGCAGAUGAAGAGUAUGGUGACAAUAAGCCUAAGAAGGUGCGUGCACCCCCUCGUGAGCCCAAGCACAAGCGCUCAAAGAACUCGCAGGAUGACAGUGAGGAGUCUGAUGAGAAGCUCUCUAAACCCAAAAAUGAUUCAGCAGAGGACUUUGGCAGCGAUGAGGAAGACAAUGACUUUGGAGAGGAGGAGGAAGAUGGAGGAAGCGACUAUGAAGAAAAAAAAGGCAAAAAGGGAAAGAAAGCCAAGGUGGAGAAGCCAGCAGCCAAGAGGGGGCCAAAGAGAAAACGGCCUGCAGAUGACAGCGAUGAUGACAAGGAAGUGAGUCGAAAGCGCACAGUGCGGGAGGCGGCCUCCAAGGCUGUGUCCAAACAGAGGGAGAUCCUGCUGGGCGAUGGAGGCAGCGAGGAUGAGGAGCACGAAGACCAAGAGGAGCCCUAUAUGGACCCUGACGAGUCCGGUAGCGACGAGGACUUCAUGGUGGAGGAUGACGAUGACAGCGACUACGGUCGCUCCAAGAAGAGAGGCAAAAAGGUGAUUCGACGGGGCCGGCCGGACAAGAAGGAGAAGAAAAGCCCCAAGCCCCGACUAAAGGCCACAGUGACCCCCAGCCCAAUGAAAGGAAAGGGGAAGGGGCGCCCCAGUGCCAAGGCCCUGGAGAAGAGCUCACCCAAAGAGGAGGAGGAGGAGGAGGACCCCGAGAGUCCCCUGGAGGAGGAAGAGGAGGAGGCCGAGAAGAAGGACAGCUCCCCUGCCCCCAAGACGACGAAGGAGGCCGCUGGAGGAGACGAGGAGGAGGAAGACGAAGAGGAGGAGGACGGCUCAGAAGAGGAGGCGCCCUCUGGGGAAGACUAGAAGAGGGUUCCCGCUGAAGCCCUCUCUCUCUCUCUCUCUCUCUCUCUCUCUCUCUCUUUCUCU